AUGUCGGAAACAACUCAUAAGCGUCGCCGUGUGACACGGGCGUGCGACGAAUGCCGUAAAAAAAAGGUCAAGUGCGAUGGCCAACAGCCGUGUAUCCACUGCACAGUGUACUCGUAUGAGUGCACCUAUAACCAACCCAGCAAGCGAGCAUCAGCGAGCCAGCUAGUGUCUUCCAAUCUGCCCUCGAAGACAGACGGGAGUGAUUCUCUAGGGCCUGCAGGAGCCUCGCCAUAUUCUCGAACCCAACGAUCAGGUCUUGGUCCUGCACGAGUCCCAUCGAAAAACGCACAAAUGCAGGUGCUGUCCAAGUACAGGGCUCUGUUUGGACAACUAUUCCCGCAACUGCCUCCAAUCGAAACCCUGGACGUUUCCGCGUUCGUAAAAGCGCUUUCCAAGUCGGACUCUUUCAAAAAGGCCGUCCAGGACGUCACCAAAGAACAUCACUUUAGCAGCACCCAAGAUAAGCCAUACGAUUCAGAAUCCCCAGGAACUACCACAGGUACCGCCACAGCGACGCCAGAACUCCUGGCAGAUGCAAUAGAGGGCAUCGACGGCUCUAUCCAAUCCAACGAGGGCCGUGAGAUCAAAAUAAUACUUCCUCCCAAAUCUGUGGCCCUGCAUUUCAUCCACGUCACCUGGGAGCAGUGCUGCGUGCUGUUUCGAUUCUAUCAUCGCCCGAGCUUCAUCGCAAGUCUGGACAAACUCUACGAAACGGAUCCACACGAGUACUCUCACGACCAAAUGCAUUUUCUGCCCUUAUGCUACAGUGUAAUGGCAGUUGGUGCUCUGUUCUCAAAAUCUGCUCAGAAAACCUCAGGAACAAGUCCAGAGGCCGCAGCUAGCUCUCCAAGUCAAUUCAUGCAAGACGAAGGUUACAAGUAUUUUGUAGCCGCACGCAACCUCAUUGACAUCACAAAUGCUCGAGACCUCUAUUCCAUACAAGCCAUUUUGAUGCUCUUCAUCUUCCUACAAUGCUCUGCUAGAUUAUCGACAUGUUACACUUACAUUGGGGCUGCUAUGCGCAAUGCGCUGCGAGAAGGAAUGCAUCGGAAUUUGAACGCAGACACGAAAGGGUACAACCCUAUCGAAACAGAGAUGCGAAAACGUCUAUUCUAUACCAUUUACAAGAUGGACGUCUAUGUGAACACCAUGCUAGGGCUUCCCAGAAGUGUGUCGCAAAGAGAUUUUGAUCAAGCUUUUCCUGCAGAAUUGGCCGAUGAAUACAUAACCGAAACCGGUCUCAAUUUCGAUCAGCAAGGCGAUGUUCUUUCAUCUGCCGGGAUAGCAAACUACCAUACCAAGCUUAUUAUGAUACUCGAUAGCAUCGUUGCAGAGCUAUACCCAGUCAAGAAGACAAACAAUUUGAUAUCUCACGAUGUGGUCACUCAGUUAGAGAUCAAACUGCGGCAGUGGUUAGACAAUUUACCGCCAGAACUAACGCCUGGUGUGAAUGACGUUCCAGCAAAAUACGAAAGAGCAAACCAAUUGUUACAUCUGUCCUUUUUGCAGAUCCAGGUCAUUCUGUACCGGCCCUUCAUUCAUUAUCUAUCUGCGACCCGACCGACCAAGGCCGUGGACUCCCUUUCCAUUCAAAGAGCUAGAAACUGUAUAUCAGUCGCUCGUACAGUGGUGAAGUUGGCCAAAAAAAUGAUGGAAAAGAAAACCCUGACAGGCUCAUAUUGGUUUAGCAUAUACACCAUCUUCUUUUCAGUCGCAGGGCUGAUAUAUUACCUACACGAAGUGUCUCCUUCUGAUGAAAAGGGUGAACAAGAAUACAAUGAUAUCAAAUCAGAUGCUGAAAUGGGCAAAAGUGUGUUGCUGUACCUAAAAGAUACCAGUAUGGCCGCUAGUAGGACUUACAAUCUGUUACACAUGCUUUUCGAGAAAUUCAACUCCAAAACCAUUAGAUGGAGCCAAGUGAAGCAAGAUGAAUACACGGCGCCAUUGCCAUACAACGAUGAACCAUUGCCAGAAACAACCCAGCCCAUCAAUGUGCGCGAUGAGUCCAGCUCUUACAAUCUGGAGACUAACAACAUGGACCUAUUGGCAUUGGAGAAUCCCGACGGUAGCACGCCACAAAACACCGCUACUAUAUCGGGAGUUAACACCAUGAAUACAGUUAAUACCUCCAGCAUGCUCAUGGCCAAAGAUUACGACUUCGUUGGUGAUGUUUUAGAAAUGGACAAUUUCUUUGACGUGGGCGGAAACCUUGGAUCUGAAGAUAAGGCGAUUGCGCCGCAGACUUCUAACUCUUACUCCAAAAAGAACCCGGAACCAUCUCCAGAUGUGGAUGCCGGGAAUUCCUAUGUUCCUGGCGCCUUUGAUCAAUUGGAUGUUCAACUCUUUGGCCGCUACUUACCCCCAUACAUGUCUCAGUAG
Messenger RNA from Lachancea meyersii CBS 8951, 2379 nucleotides. The record is from the annotation of a GenBank genome assembly. NCBI's taxonomy places the organism in Eukaryota, Fungi, Ascomycota, Saccharomycetes, Saccharomycetales, Saccharomycetaceae.